Molecule: messenger RNA, 1701 nt
Organism: Monascus purpureus
Lineage: Eukaryota; Fungi; Ascomycota; Eurotiomycetes; Eurotiales; Aspergillaceae
Source: the annotation of a GenBank genome assembly
AUGGGUGCACUGCCCCAGGCACUUUCACGGUCUGCCUGUGCCUUUGUUCGUGCCGAGAGUAUAAAUUUCUCAGACCAUCAUACGAUCCUUCAAUAUUCAUCUUUGCAAAAUCGGUCUCUUUUCUAUACCUAUCUUCUGCAAGCACCAAUGUCGUUAUGGAAGUGUAUUACGACGGAAGGGCUCCACCAGAUCUCGGAUGCGGAGGCGGUUCGUCUCUUUGGAACAUCGUUCCAAACAGAGCUCGAUCAUCUCAAGCAUGCCAAUACCACCGUUGAGGCUGGGAUGAAAGAAGCCGCUGGCUCUCUAGGAAAUGGGAAACAGACACCAUCGAGAUUCCUCUUCGGGAAUGAUUUCGAUGAAGUCAACCGGACGCUCGUCAGCAUGUUGGCCCUCAGAUGGGUUCUCGCAGAUGACUAUUCGUCUUUCAUAGCCGGCCAGGCUGGUUCUUCCAGGCAGCAGAAGCUUACGCGGGAAUCUUUCAGACAUUUGAGGCAAUAUUUUUCUCAGCGACUGCCGGAUAAUGACUCUAUCUACGCGUUACUUGUGGCGACGGUUAUCGAUGAUAUUGGGAAAGAUCCUCGUCUUGCUGAUAUUCUUGCAAAAAAGAGAAACAACGGUUCAGCUGCCAGCGAUUAUCAUCAUGCCAACCACUCGGAAAUUGUUCUGGAGUCUGCAAAGGCUGGGAUCAUACCAGCGUUGGAAAAUCUUUCGUCGCCUACUAAUCGCGCUGCUAUCCUCCAGUCUCUGGAGAUUGGAGGGAAACUCAACGUCGCCCAGUUGGUACAAGGCGAAGACGCACCGGCAAGCCUAGCCAUUCUACGCACGAUAGCUUAUGGACCUGGUUUCCACAUGCGAGCUAUGGUGACUAUCUUAGACGUGGCAGGUGCCGGAGCUCACAGGGAUGCCCGGGGUUGUAUUGUGAUGACUGAAUCCGUCUACCAAGCGUACAUGUCGACUAUCGAGAUUAUGGAAGGGUUCAUAAACGGAUCCAUACCAUCCGAGAGAGAAUGCUAUGAUCGUGUCCUUCGUGCGCGCGGGGAAACUCUACACAAGAAAGGAUUUGAUCAUCUGUCGACUGAGUCUGAUGAGGAACGGGCACUCCUCCGACUCCUUUGCAUGGGUCGUGUUGACACGAAGGAAUUGGCAGACUGUUUCAGAAGUGCCUUCAUGGAUAUACCGCCGAUCUCAAGAAAAGAUCUAGUUCAGGGAAUGAGCGUCGAUGGGUUGGGUGAUGGUGUUGCAAUCGUGCCAUACUACGCACCUGGGUUGUUGGCAGAGGUAAUGCGGUGUGCUGGCAAGAUGGAUGAUGACUCUGACAGAAGAAUAAAAGCACUAUCGGCAUUCCUGCAGUUCCUAGCUAGGGUGUUUGCCAGCUCGAAACGCCAGCUGGGAACGAUGGGGGCUGUUCUUGAACGAGAUUUAUCUUUUGCCCAAGAUGUCAUCAAGAGUCGCCAUUUUGUCAAUGACCCAUCUAUCCUCAUGCACGUUGAGUUACCGUGGUAACAAUGUCAGAAAUUAUGACUAUAUAUGUUUAUACUCUCUGCUUGGCUCUUGUUAUCGUGGCUUUAUGGUCACUGCUAUAUGUGAUGAAUGUGUUUUUUGCUCUUUAGUGAUGAAACAUGGAGUUCUGAGACAGAAACAAUGUCUCGCUUGCCUGUAUGUAACUCAUCAAGCUUCAAUAACAACAUUUACUACUGGUCU